AUGAGCAAACAAGCAUUAGAACUAGUGAGGAAAUUAUUUGUAGCAGUUGCUGAUAGGGAAGAGAUUACGGAACAGCAGAGACAAAUACUAGCAGCUAUGGAUAAUUUUGAAGCAGGUGUAUGAUUUUCAAAGCUGGAUCAAGAUAAGAAAGGUUAUGUAUCCAAGGAGGAUAUAUUAUCCCUGCUCACUUCAAAUGGAAUCACAGAUGUCUCAGAGCAGAGCAUUUCAUACAUGAUUAAAUAUUUUGAUUCCAUGGAGAACGACAAAUUGAAUAUGAAUGAUUUUACCCAAAUUCUUCUUCCAUGUGCAAAUGACUACCUAAGAAGUAGAGCUUCAAACCGAAGGCUUCAUCAUGAAGUUGAUGCCUUCUCCAAAGAAGUUCAGGGUCAACUUAGUACUUUGAUUCAAAAAGAGUGUGAAUACCACACUGAAAUAGAGAGCAUCAAGAAAGAGAUAGCUUCUUCAGAGAAUUAUGAUCCAAAGGAAAUAUUCAGAGCUAUUGAUAUCAAUAUGCAUGAUUUCUUAGAUUCAAACACAAUUGAAGAAUUUUUGAAAUCUCAAGGUUUCAAAGCUUCUAAGACCGAUUUGAAUUCAAUUAUUAGAAGGUUUGAUGUAACUGCUGAUGCAAGGAUAUCCUACACAGAAUUUACUGAAGGGAUCACUCAGGCAAAUAUUCCUUUGAGCCUUCCACAAGAAUUUUCAAAACCCGGCUACCCAUAUAAUAACUUAAGAAAUACUCCCCAACCGAAUUUAAAUUCUAUGGAGCCUCAAAAGAUGCCUAAUUUUGAGAAAAGGGAUUAUGGGAUGGAAUAUCAGCAACCUUCCCCUUACAGAGCUGAGAAGUAUCCGCCUCCACAAAGAGAAGAGUACGAUCCUAAAAUGUCUCGGAUGAAGUAUCAAGAAUUUGUGCAGCCAAGACAGAGUUAUCCAAACUCUAUUACUGGAGGAGCCGAAACUGAAAUUAGUGAAGGAUAUUACUCUCAACAAGAAAAGAGACAUAGCAUUGAUAAACAUGAACAUCAGUACAGGUUUGAAGACUACAAAAGAGGAUUUGCAGAACAACCAAGAGCAGAAUACAACAGCUCAAAAAUGCAAGGCAGAUUCAAUGAAUUAAACAAGGGUUUAAUCCCUGAAAAUUCCUUCCCUCAAGAUCAGAGAUUUAGCAGCUUUGAUAAAGACAUGCCACAAAGAAAUUCUUUUACCUCUUACCAAGGGUACAGGAAUGAAGAUAGUAAAUUUCAAGCACCAAUCGAACCAUUCAGAUCUCAAGAUCAGAAAUAUGAAAGCCCUAGCAGGAAGCAGGUGAGAUUUGAGGAGGAUAUUCAUCAAAGAUAUCAAUUAAAUUCUUCAAGCCAAAUGAAUAGACAUGGGUCGUAUUAUCCUCCCGAGAGACAAUCAGAAUUUGAAGAUAGAAGUCGUUUAUAUGAUAACUCCAGCAAACAAAAUUUCAGUGACGAUAGAAACUCUCCUUAUAAAGCCUCAAGAGUCCAAUAUAAAGAUUAUGAUGCCCAAGGUUCUCCGAGUAGAUAUCAAUCAUCCCCUAUUUCCCAAUAUAAAAGAAAAGAAUACCCUGUGUUCCCUGGGGGAUACUCAAAUAUGGCUCCAUCUAUCCCUCAGGAAGAAAUGAGGAAUUUCAGAACAGAUGAAAGUCCUAUCAACUACAACAAGUAUAGAUAUAGAGAUGCAAAUGAAGGUUCUCCUUCAAGAUAUCAAGCCCAAUUACCAGAUUAUUUAAGACAAAGCCCUAAUAAAUACAAUAUUGAGAGAAUGAAUAGAAAGCAAGAACUUCUGGCUAGCAGAGAUGCUCCAAUUUAUGACUCCCACAAAUAUUCCAACCAUACUAAAACAAAGCCAACUUAUGAAGAUUUAAAAGCAAAGUAUUCUGAGCCUGAAACGAAAAGGCCAAAAAGUGAGUAUGGAAGAAGCAGCAUGUAUAAAAAUCUACCAACUAUACCAGCAUCGUAUCAAGAUAAAGCUCCAUCAAAAGAUUAUAGAAGCACAUACCUUCCCCAAUACAAUAGAGAAGAAAGGUAUUCUCCAUAUAGACCAUCAACAGGGUAUCCUUCCAGCGGCAUGAAUCUUUCCAGAGAUAUAAAUCCUUCUAGAGAGGUAAAUCUUCCAAGGGAUAUGAACCCUCAAAGAGAAAUGAAUCCUCCAAUUGGUUUUGGAAGGCCUCAGGCUCCUCCACCAGCAGAUGUGAGACCUAAGACACCUCCAAGGCAUACAUCAAUAGCUAAUCCAAAUGAAUCUGCUGAUAAAGCGCCUCUCAACACACCUCCUAAAGCUACAAAGCAGUCUAAAGGAGCUUUCAAUAUGAUUGUGAGUCCAGAAACUGCUACCAAAAGUGGGGAUGGUUGGUCCUUUGUGCCCUCUCCAGAUGUCUCAAAGAAAGAAGGCCCUCCUCGCAACAUAAUGGAUGCUCCUAAAGGACCUUUAAGAAUAUAGAUUUUUAAUUUAUUCAAACUAGA
This is a messenger RNA of Moneuplotes crassus, 2468 nucleotides long. Lineage: Eukaryota; Ciliophora; Spirotrichea; Euplotida; Euplotidae. The record is from the annotation of a GenBank genome assembly.